AUGCUCGCCCUCCUCAGCCAGACCACCAACACGCUCACCCACCUCCUCUCCUCCGGCCAACCAUCGGCCGAGCAAAGCACACUAGCCCUGCGCCAGCUCGCCGCGACAGCCGAAGCCACAGCGAAGGUCGCGCAAACGGAGCUGAUGACCGCUGAGACCGCGCGGGUUACCGCGAAGGCAGCGGCAAAAACGGAGAAGUUCAGGGCCAAGACAGAGCGGAUGAAGAUGGAGGCGGAGGCGUCGAUGGGGAAGGUGGGGAAAGAGGCUGAGAGGCUCGUGGCGGAGACGGAGAGGUUGAAGGCGGAGGCGAUGACUGAGGAGAUGAAGAUCAAUGCGGAGACGGGGCGGGUGAGGGCGGAGACAGAGAGGUUGAGGAUGAAGGCGGAGACUGCGACGGAGAGGGUAAAGGCUGAAACGGAGCGGGUGAAGGUGGAGGCGGAAAUGGAGAUGGAGAAGGUUGGGAAAGAGGCUGCGAGGGCAGUAGCCGAGACAGAGAGGCUAAAAGCGGAGGCGGCGGUCGUGGGUAGUCAGAGGAUGAGGAUUGGUACAGAGAUGGCCCGUCUAAAAGCUGUGGCCAUGAUUGAGAAGAUGAACACCGAGGCGGGGACUGAGAGGGUCAAGGCGGAGACCCAGAGCUUGAAGAUGAAGGCAGAGACUGAGACGGAGCGGUUGAAGGCCGAAACGGGGCGGUUGAAGGCAGAGGCGGAGGGUCACGCAAAGAGGGCCGAGAAGGAGAUUGAGAGGGCUGUGGCUGCGAAGGAGAGGUUGAAGGUUGAGGGGAUGAUGAAGAAGAUGAACACCAAUGCGGAGACAGCAAGGCUGAAGGCACAAACGGAGCAGAUGGGUGCGGAGACGGAGCGUAUGAGGUGCGAAGCGGAGAAGGCGCUGAUGAAGGUUCAGACAGAGGCAGAGAGGGCUCGGAAAGAGGCUGAGAGGGCGGUGGCUGAAACCGCGAGGUUGAAGGCUGAGGGGUUAAUUGAGAAGCAGAGGAUUGACACGGGGACCGAGCGGAUGAAGGCGAAGACUAAGUGCUUGAGGGUGGAGGGACAAGCGGAGGGAGAGAAGGUAGCGAGAGAGGUUGCCAGGGCGUUGGCGGAGACGGAGAGGUUGAAAGCGGAGACGGUGUUAGUGCAGAACGAGAAGAUGAGGAUUGAUGCGGAGACAGAGCGGAUGAAGGCGAAGAUCGAGUGGUUGACCUUGCAGGCAGGGGCGGAGGCGGAGAAGGUUAGGAGAGAGGGUGCUAGGGCGGCGGCGCAGGCUGAGAGGUUGAAGGCGGAGGCAAUCAUGGUGCAGAGCGAGAAAGUGACGCCCCACGCGGAGCCGGGGCUUAGGAGGUUAGAGGGAGAAGCGGAAAUGUUGAAGGCCGAAAGAGAUAAGAAGGAGGCAGAGUCCGAGAAUGCCAGAAAGGAGGCUGCGACGCUCUUGGAGACACAGAAGCCGAAGACAGAGGCGAUACAAGCGAAGGCCAAAAAGCUGAAGACUAAUGCGAAGACUGAACAGACGAAGGCAGCGACCCAGGAGCGAUCCCCCAGGGAGGAACGGGAGAUACUUAUGAGAUACCUGAACGCCGGAGAGGAGACAGUGGGGACAGACAGCCCGCGGAAGUGGGUAGUGAUGGGACGGGAGAAGACAGGAACGCAGAAUUUUCACCACGGGAAGGCCGGGCCCAAGAACCGGAAGAAUGGGAUGUUGAGAAAAACACUUUAUGGAUGA
This is a messenger RNA of Morchella importuna, 1713 nucleotides long. RefSeq lists its product as uncharacterized. Lineage: Eukaryota; Fungi; Ascomycota; Pezizomycetes; Pezizales; Morchellaceae. The coding region runs from base 1 to 1713 and encodes 570 amino acids. The record is from RefSeq and is a predicted model, not a curated record. The transcript has a single exon.